Molecule: messenger RNA, 590 nt
Organism: Erythranthe guttata (spotted monkey flower)
Lineage: Eukaryota; Viridiplantae; Streptophyta; Magnoliopsida; Lamiales; Phrymaceae
Source: RefSeq, a predicted model, not a curated record
AUGGCAUCUCCUCAAGAAAACGACAACAAACCCGAAACAAUAAUAACACUAAAAAGCUACGAUGGAGAAGUAAUUGAGGUCCCCGAAAUUGUCGCUGUUUUAUCGGUCACAAUCAAGAACAUGGUGGAAGACGGCUGCGCAGGUGGCGUUAUCCCGCUCGAAGAAGUCGACGCAGAAACCCUGUCAUGGGUUAUUACAUACCUCAAGAAACACGCAAAUUUAAUUCCCACAAAUAUUGCUAAAUUUAUAAUGAAUAAAAGAAUGGGGACGGUGAGGAAACUUUUUGGCAUUGAAAAUGAUUAUACGCCGGAGGAGGAAGAGGCGGUUAUGCGGGAGCACCAAUGGGCCCACGAAGAAGGUGUUGAAUCUGAUGAGGAUUGAUUGUUAUUCAAGAUUUAGGUUUUUAUUCCGAAUUAGGGUUUUAUUUUAUUCGAGUUUUCAACUGUUGAAUUUAAUUUAAUUAGCUAUAUAUUCUUAUCAAUAUUACAACAUGUUUUUCUUCUUUCUUUGCUAUGCAUGGAUUGAUGUUUUGUUUUUCUUUUAAUAUUAAUUCAAAACCAUAGUUUGUUUUUAGUUACAGUGAUUUGUGU